This is a messenger RNA of Bradysia coprophila, 2872 nucleotides long. RefSeq lists its product as uncharacterized. Gene Ontology annotation, biological process: proteolysis. Gene Ontology annotation, molecular function: serine-type endopeptidase activity; protein binding. The record is from RefSeq and is a predicted model, not a curated record. Lineage: Eukaryota; Metazoa; Arthropoda; Insecta; Diptera; Sciaridae.
CCGAAAUGAAAUUUACAACAGCUGCGCUGUUGUUUAUACUCUUGAAAAUCUAUGCACAAAGAAACCAAGUUCGGUCCUGUGGACAACUUCCAACUGUUCUUGUCCCCUUACUAACGAAUGCGCACACAACUCAUCGUUGGCCUUGGCAUGUUGCAAUUUACCACCAAUAUAAAGAAUCUAGUUCAACUUAUCAGUGUGGAGGCACAUUGAUAAGUUCGAAUUCGGUACUGACAGCGGCGCACUGUGUAUUGGUGACUACAGAAGAAGUAAGCGUUUCCUUGGGAAGGUUAUUUUUGGAUGCGAGUGAGAGUAGCGCCCCCCUUAUUAAGAUUGCCGACAUAAUUCGACAUCCACGGUACACUUCAGAAAAUCAAGAUCAUGAUAUCGCCAUUAUUGUACUCGCAACCCAUGCAACAUACAACAAUUAUGUGCAACCAAUAUGCUUAUGGACGACGGACAAAACCGAUCUGUCGGAUAUUAUUGGUAAAUAUGGAACGGUAGUUGGAUGGGGCCGCACCGAAACUGGUGAAAUAUCAAAUGCACUUCGACAAGCCUCUCUGCCAGUGGUGAGCCUUACCACAUGCCUCAAAAGCAAUCGCGACUUGUUCGGACGCUUUCUAUCCGACACGAAUUUCUGUGCUGGUACCCAAAACGGAACCGGUGUUUGUUCGGGUGAUAGUGGGGGAUCGAUGACAUUUGAAGUAAAUGGACGAUAUUACAUUCGUGGUGUAGUAUCAGUCGGUCCAGGCAAAUUCAUUCAACAAAGGAACGAAAUAGUGUGCGAUCCAACGCAAUUUACCAUUUUUACCGAUGUUGUACCGUACCUACCAUGGAUUCGAAACUCGACGAAAAUAGAUGGGAAAGUCGACGGAUGCGACGUGAGAGUGCCGUGUGGAUUGAGCGAGGACAAACAUCACUGCACGGCAGUUCUCGAUCGCUACAUUCACAGUUCUUCAUUAGGAUGUCGUACUAUUUUUGACGGAGCUCGGAACUCGGAAGUUAAUGAGCUGACAAUUAGUGGAGAAUCUGAUGUCAUUCCCGAUUUGUCGGAUGCGGCAACCAAAUUUCGAAAUUUGGACAGCCUGGUGUUCGAAAAAAUGUCGCUAAAAGUUGUUGAGAGAGACCAACUGGCCCCGUUCGCUAAAAUUCGGAAAUUGAAUUUAUCCGCAAAUGGAAUCAGUCAGUUCGAUAGCGACACUUUCGACGAUUUAAUUAGUCUUACAAAACUUGACAUCAGUUACAAUAAGCUGACAGAGCUUCACGCUGAUCUUUUCAAAAAACUCGCUGUUCUGGAAUUUCUUGAUAUGAACGGAAAUAGGCUGACGACAUUACCUGCAACCAUCUUUCGAUCUAAUUGGAAAUUCCAACAUCUCAAAAUGUCUUAUAAUCAGUUGAAGGAAGUUCAUGCGGAUCUCUUCAACGACCUUCGAAAUCUUGAACAGCUUGAGUUACUGGGAAACAAACUGGUAACCUUACCUACACAAUUGUUCCAUACCAACCGAAAAAUACAAGUUCUCAACCUUGGCCAAAAUCAACUGAAAGAACUUCAUGUCGAUAUCUUUAAAGAACUCAUCAACCUGGAAUACCUUUAUGUGCACACAAAUAGGCUCGAACUGUUGCCGGCAGACAUCUUCCUAAGUAAUGGAAAAUUGCGACAACUCGCCUUUACCCAAAAUCAGCUGAAAGAACUUCAUGUCGCUGUAUUGAAAGAACUCCCUAAUCUGGAAAUUCUUAAUGUACACACAAAUGAGCUCAAGCUUUUACCUGCAGACAUCAUUCGAAAUAAUACAAAGAUGCGACAAGUGAGCUUUGCUCGAAAUCAAUUGAAAGAACUUCCUGUCGAUCUCUUCAAAGAACUGCCCAAUCUCCAAAAAAUUUAUUUGUAUGGCAAUGAACUAGAGAUCAUACUCCCAGGUCUGUUCAAGAAUAAUCUUGAUUUGACAUACAUAGACCUUGGCCAUAAUCACUUGAAAGAAGUCCAUGUCGAGGAGCUUCGAAAUUUAGAAAUCCUUCUCUUAAAGGAAAAUCAGCUGGAAUCCCUACCCGCAGACACAUUUAUUAGCAGCAGUAAACUGCAAAAUCUCGAUCUUAGCGUGAAUCAGUUGAAAGAACUUCACAUCAAUCUUUUUCUUAACAUUGUCGAUCUGCAAAUUCUUUAUUUACAUGCAAAUAAACUCGAACUGUUACCGGCAGGCAUCUUCCGAAAUAAUAAAAAGUUGCAACAAAUCGCCCUCUCCGAUAAUCAAUUGAAAGAGCUUCAUGCUGAUCUAUUCAAAGAAGUUACCAAUCUGGAAGUCCUGCUGUUAAACACCAACAAACUCGAGGUUGUACCUGCUAACAUCUUUCGAAAUAAUGGGAAAUUGCGAGGUCUGGGCCUGGGCCGAAACCAAUUGAAAGAACUUCCUAUCGAUCUGUUCAAAGAACUGUCCAACAUCGAAGUAAUUUUAUUGAAUACCAAUCAAUUAGAGAUCAUACCACCGGGUCUAUUCAGAAAUAAUCGGAAAUUGACGCGUAUUGAUCUGUCGUGGAACAAAAUCAAGAAAAUUGAACCAGACUUCCAUCAAAUGACACAUGCCGCGUUGAAAACUAUCGUUCUUAAUGGAAACGUCUGCAUAGACGAUAUGUGUGGUCCAUGUGAUGACUUUUCUUUGUUCCAAAUUUUCGAUAAAAUCGACAAGAACUGUUAAGGUAAAAGUUAGGUUUUCAUUCAACCAUGCUGUCGCUGUGUCAGAUAUUCAUUGUGGAUGUAUAACUGAAUUCGAUAUAAAAUUUAAGCAACGCCAUCACCCAUGUCUGAUACACUACAUCCAUAGCAGGCAUCACUUAGCGAGUGAUUUCUUAAGUUAAGUUAGUUAAAUUUGAGAACCAAGUC